Seminavis robusta is the source of this 933-nucleotide messenger RNA. The record is from the annotation of a GenBank genome assembly. NCBI's taxonomy places the organism in Eukaryota, Bacillariophyta, Bacillariophyceae, Naviculales, Naviculaceae.
AUGGUCCGAGUUAAUUGCAAGCACGUUGAGCGCUUUGGCAAACAGUACUUUGACAUAAAUGGUGAUCGAGCUGAGGCCUAUGUCAAAUCAACCUAUGUCGCACAUUUUGGGCUGGAACCCUACUACAUUGCCCUUCUCUGGAACAUGAUCGAUAAGACGGUAUCUCCAUUGAAGAACACCAACCACUUAAAGUAUUUCAUGCUUUCUCUUAUGUUUCUACGCACUUAUGCCACCAACAUUGUCCUAGCUACCAAAGUGGGUGUCGAUCCAGCUACUUCUGCCAGGUGGAUUUGGAAAUUUCUAGAGAGAUUGGCUCUUCUUCCUGUGAUCAAGUGGGAGAACAGACUUAUCAGUGACAAUGGCAGCCGAUGCAAGGUGACUCUUGAUGGAACAGACUUCCGAAUCAAUGAGCAGCAUCCAUUCAGCUCCCGUUGGUUCACAAAAAAAUUCAAGAGUGCUGGCUUGAGGUAUGAGGUUGCUACUGCCAUUCAGACUGGUCACAUUGUAUGGAUCAAUGGUCCCUUCCCUUGUGGCGAGUGGCCUGAUUUGAAGAUUGCCAUGAGUUCCUUUGUUGACUGCCUGGAAGGGGAUGAGAGAGCUGUUGCUGAUAGUGGCUACCGUGGCCACCCUGAGUUUUUUGAUACCCCUUGGAAGCAUCUCGACAAUGAUCAGCAGAGGCGCCGCAAGGCUCUUGCCCGUGCCAGGCAUGAGACUGUGAACAGGCGCUUCAAGAAGUGGGAAGCCCUCCACGGCAUCUGGCGCCACCCACUUCAAAAGCAUGGUGUUGCCUUCCAUGCCGUUGCCAACAUUGAGCAGGUGCUCAUUGAGAAGAAGAGAAAUGUAUUCCAAGUGGAAUACAAUGACCGAAUUGGCAAUGAGUUUGAUUAUUAGGUAGUUAGUUUUUAAUUUAGUAGGCGACUGGUUGUUUCUGUG